AUGGUUUUCUCGACUACCGCUAAGCCUUUUUGGCUCGCACCACCGGGAGAAGAUCGAUAUCUAGACAAGUGGAGGCAGGAUAUACGUGUCGUACAGGAUCAGCUGUACCUUCUUGAGCCGAAUGUCGGCAGUGCGACCGUCAAGGACGCUGCCGAAGGCGACUCGGUCCUCAGCCAGGUGACUGAGUUCGAGCAGAAAUUGAUCGACUUGAAAACCAAAUUCGCCGAAGAAACAGCGGCGGAACAAGCUGAAUUGGCGCAGAAGAGGAUAAGCAUACCGCAGAUUCCCAUAAGUGAAGGUGGUGCGAGCUGGUACGAAGACUUGCUUCGCAGACAUAUAUCAACCCUGGAAGCUAACCAGAGCGCCGCGGACGAGGCCUCUACAACUUACCUCAGCUCUGUGGAUGUUGUAACAGACCUCCAAGCUCGCCAGGCCAAGCUGAACCACAUCCACAAAGGCCGAUACUCGGUUGAUCGUGAGAUCAGUAAAGCUGAGAUGAUCAUUCGUGUGCUGAAACUGAUGAUCAAUGGGACUAAGCAAGACGGGGAUCGAAUUCUAUCCCUCGGGGAUCCUUUGGAAGCCGCCUUUACGGAGCUAAUGCGCAUUGGUGAGCCUCCAUACCAUCGGAAAAAUCGAAAGAUCGAAGAUCAGCUUUGUACGGCUGUUCUGAAGAUCCAUCGCGUCUCCUUGAUCGAUGACUCCUUUGUCGAGAGCGCGCGGACGGCUGUCACGGCGGUCCAAGAUUGGUUUGACGAUGAUUAUAUGCCGGACGGUCCGAGGAAGGAAAUUGAAGCGAUAGUGAAUAAUCCACUGUAUCAAGCAAGCCCGGAGUGGGUUACCGAGGAUGGCCCUAUAAUGGGCGGCGGUCGCUAG
Messenger RNA from Penicillium brasilianum, 873 nucleotides. NCBI's taxonomy places the organism in Eukaryota, Fungi, Ascomycota, Eurotiomycetes, Eurotiales, Aspergillaceae. The record is from the annotation of a GenBank genome assembly.